AUGGCACAGUCUCAUAUGCACGAUUUCCUCAAAGGUCUCCCUAAAUGCGAACACCAUGUUCAUCUCGAGGGCUGUCUCACCCCCGAGCUGAUCUUCAGCCUGGCGAAGAAGAAUAAUGUCAAACUGCCCUCACCCCAAGACAACCCGGCGUACGAGUCCGUCCAGACGCUGGAAGAGCGAUACAAGCACUUCUCCUCGCUGGACGACUUCCUCGCCUUCUACUUCCAGGGCAUGGACGUCCUGCUGAACGAGUCUGACUUUGCCGAUCUCGCCUGGGCGUAUUUCCAGAAGGCGCACGCAGACGGCGUGCAUCAUGCAGAGGUCUUCUUCGACCCUCAAGUCCACCAGAACAGAGGCAUUCCCUACGACACCAUCGUGGCUGGUUUCGUCGCGGGAUGCAAACGCGCCGAGCGAGAACUCGGCCUGUCGACCCGGCUCAUCCUGUGCUUCGUGCGCCAUCUCCCCGUCGACUCAGCCAGGAAGGUCUACGAGGAAGCGCUGGCUAAGAACCACUUCGAGACAGACACGAUCCACGGUCUGGGAUGGUCGUCGACGGAAGUCGGUCCGCCCAAGGAUAUGUUCCGUGAGCUCUACGAUUCGGCGCGGUCCAAACAGAUCCGUCUUACGGCGCAUGCGGGCGAGGAAGGUGAUCCGUCGUACAUCAGCACGGCGCUGGAAUUGGGCGCCACCCGGAUCGACCAUGGUAUUCGACUAAUCGAGGAUCCCGUGCUGCUGGAGCAGAUCGCGAAGCAGGGGACCAUGCUGACCGUUUGUCCGUUGUCGAAUGUCCGUCUGCGCUGUGUUCCGUCCGUCGAUAAGGUUCCCAUUCGGAAGUUCCUAGAUGCGGGCGUCAAGUUCUCUAUCAACAGCGACGAUCCGGCCUAUUUCGGUGGUUAUAUCCUGGACAACUACCUUGCUGUUCAUGAUGCGUUCCAGCUUGCCGUGGCUGAGUGGGGGCUGAUUGCGAAGAAUAGCGUUAUGGGCAGUUGGAUCGAUGAGGCGAGGAAGGAGGAGUUGCUGAGGAAGAUUGACGAGCACGUUUUGAAGUAUGAGGCUCUUCUUGCAUGA
Molecule: messenger RNA, 1068 nt
Organism: Monascus purpureus
Lineage: Eukaryota; Fungi; Ascomycota; Eurotiomycetes; Eurotiales; Aspergillaceae
Source: the annotation of a GenBank genome assembly